AUGAGGCAUGUCAGCGAGGACAGCAAAUGUGAGCAACACCAGUCCCAUGACUAUGCAGUGCUGGGAUUUCUUUGUUGGUACCCGAGGGCUCUGGCAGAUAUCCUCCGGCAGCAGGGGCCCAUCCCAAUAGCACACUGUGAAAGAGAGACUAUCUCGGCCAUCGAUACCCCUCCCAAAGAAAACACGCCUGUCCGGACAUCCUCCAAAAACCACUACACCCCCGUGCGCACCUCGAAAAGCAACCCAGGUCACUAUGGGAAGGAUCUCUAUCGAAGCGGAGGGCCAGAUCUCCAUAACUUCAUCUCCUCCGGCUUUGUCACGUUAGGAAGAGGACACGUCAAGGAUGACCAAGAACAAAAUUAUAACCACCUGAUACUAAACAGCGCUGCCCAGACACCUGCCAAUGAAAAACCCCGGCUGAACAGCAUCCUCACUUCUGCCACGGAGCCCUACGACCUCUCCUUCUCCCGCUCCUUCCAGAACCUCGCCCACCUCCCGCCGUCCUACGAGGCUGCCGUCAAGACUAACCCAAGUAAAUAUUCUUCUCUGAAGAGAUUAACUGACAAAGAAGCCGACGAAUAUUACAUGAAGCGAAGACACCUUCCUGACCUGGCAGCACGGGGGACGCUCCCUCUCAACGUCAUCCAGCUGUCCCAGAAACAGCCCAACCACCGGGAGCGGCCCCGGCGCCCCGUGAGGGCCAUGUCCCAGGACAGGGUGCUGUCUCCCGAGAGGGUCAUGCCCGAGGAGUUCAGCAUGUCCUACGAGCGGAUCCUCUCUGAUGAACAGCUUUUGUCCGCAGAGCGCCUCCAUUCCCAAGACCCCCUGCUCUCCCCGGAGCGCACGGGCUUCGCAGAGCCGUCCAUGUCACGCGCCUUGUCACACACGGACGUCUUUGUUUCCACGCCUGUCCUGGAUCGCUACAGGAUGACAAAGAUGCACUCCCAUCCCAGUGCCUCAAAUAACUUGUACAAUACCUUGUGUAUGAACCAAACGUCCGCCAAGCGCCAAGCGUUCGCCUCCCGGCGGCACAACACCGUGGAACAGCUGCAUUAUAUCCCAGGACACCACCAACACUACCGCACAGCGAGCAAAACAGAGGUGACUGUUUGAUGUGAGGUUGUGCCUAGAAAAUAAUCAGCAAGGACUGGUGUGACCCCAGCACCCCAAACUGCAGUGGCCUUACAGGCCAAGAUAACCUCUAACUGAGCGUCCGAAAGGACUUUUCUGAGUCCCAUCUGCAGUGUUUUUAAACCCAUUCUCAUGCUGUUGACAUAAGAACAAAAACAAAACACGACUUGGGAGGGACAUUGGAGAGAGCCCCCAUCCUGUGCCAGUUUCUGUCAAAGAAAGCCAUAGCAGUGGCUGGCACCUGCCAAGGGCUAAGCUGCUGGGACGCCCUGCUUCUGGUGAAUGGAGGACUUAACGCAGUUCCUCACAGAGCCCUUGGUAGGGUGCAGCCUCCUCGCUUGGCAAGUGAGGCCUGUCGCCAUCUCUCACACCAGCGCUUUUGGCCAGUACUGAGUUGUUCAGUGGUUCCUUGCAUCGCCCUGGACUCUGGUCGUCUCCGCCAAGCGUGAGACGCUCACAUACCCCCCCACGCCCCCCCAAGCAGCCGCUGCUCUUCCAGAGGGGUUUUCCAGGCAAAGCUUACCGGGGGGCUGCCAGAUCUCGUGGCACGAUUAGUUGAGCCGCUAAAUAUACUCACCAAACAGAACUAUACUAGUGCCUACAAACCGCCUGCUCUCAGCGUAGGAAGUAGCGGGGUUGACGUGUCAAUAAGCACAAUUAGGCUGGAAUGCUCGUUAGGCCCUUUCUGUGCUCUUCCUAAUUUCUGUAACCAGAAAACAGGGAUGGGAUUUGAUUGGUUCUGCUUCUUGCCAACAUGAUGCCGGAGGCACCAAAACCCACCCACCCGUCAUCCCCUUGCUAGCCAGCACUAUAGGUAAACCCACAGCUCCACGGAAACCGUCCGACUCGCGCUGGCUUCCGUGGGGCCGUGGUUUCACCACGCUGUUAGCAGCUCGGCCCAGCCCGGCCCCUCAGCCUCUUCCAGAGCUGAACGACCUCACAAGGGAGGACUCACCAUGUCAGGGGGACGGCGCCCUCUUUGCUCAAGCUGCUUAAAAGACACGGACAGAAAAGUUUGUCUAUUGCCUCAGAACUAGAGAGAGACUUCCAAGUCAUCGCCUGAGCCGUUCUAUUUCAUGUGCAUAAAUUAUAUAGUAGACAUAACCCCUCGAAGCGGGCAUGCUGUACAGCUGAUGUGUAUUGCCAAUUAGAUGCAGAGUAUUUGUAAAUUCUUUUAAAAAUAGACUCCUGGGUCCAAACUUUGUGAGGUGUUUUGUAUUUCAGUUUGUAUUUCCAUUCUGUAGAGCUCACUCAAAGUAGGACGUACCUCUGCGCCCUGGGAGGAGCUUUCGAAAGGCCGGUCAGCGUCCCGGACCAAGGACUUCAGGUUUUACAUACAGAUAGUAAGAAUUGCCCCAGCUCUCUGCCACUCCACCGCAUACUCAGUCACGGCCCCUCCCCCACUCACCGCAUGGCCCCCAGCCUGCGGUGUGAGAUGCUCUCUGGCUCCCAGCAGAGGCUAAUUCUGAGGCCCCCCCGGGUCCCGGGGAGCCGGAAGGGCCGUGGGAAGAUGUUCUCCUUGUGACGAGCCUGUUCCCACUUGACAGGCAUCGUGCUGCAGUGGGCCAGGGCUGUUCUUCGCCUGGUCGUAGCUCCCGGGGCUCAGUGUGUUGGGAAAGGUUCGAGCUACCAGUACGGGGCUUUGUUUGACAGAAACUGCGCUGGGCCCCCCACGUCCACCCCUGCAGGCUGUGUGAUCUAAUGAGCCCUCCCCGACCGUGUGGCGUUUUGCAGUGGGACAGAGGAGACACCUCUCUGUGCAGGGGCUGGCUCCGUUCACCCCACCCUCAUCCCGCCUCUUCCAGCCCCGCAGAUACGGGCACCUCUCAGCAGCAGCCAAGCCUCUCAGCCUUUACCCACCUCUUCCUGAGGCCGGGGUUAAUUCUGAACGGAAGGGAGCCAUUUGCCGCUGCGUCGCAGGCUGGAAUGCAGGCAGUCUUGCCAAGUGGGCAGAGCAGGAGUCAUGCCUAGUGGGUGGAGCACGCAUCCAGGUUGGGGAAAUAAGCUAAGAGUCAGCCAGGGAGUGAAGCAGAGAGUCAGAGCCUGGGGCAGAAGUUGCAGGCCUGGCCCGGAGCCAGGACGGGUCCCUGAGCUCUGCAGGUGUGAGAGCAGAGACUGGAGGAGGGGCAAGAAUCAAGCACGGAGCAGGAGCGGCGGCUUCCUCCUGCCUUGACUAGCCUGGUGGCCCAGGCGCUGGAGUGGGCAGCCCCCCGUUGCAGGGGCCCACGGCGGGGCUUGGCGGAGGCUGCCCGGUCCUCGUAACAGGGCAGACACGGGAUGGAGCCGGGCCAGUGUGGCUGUCUGGGCGCUGGCGCGAGGGCAGGACAUCACCCCGUGCACAGCAGGAGCCGUUCCACCGAGGGGAGGCGCGGGCCCGUUCCAGCUGGCUGGGCAGCCGAGCCAGGCUCUGCCGGGCGCCGGGGUCGAACUCUGCUCUCUCCUCGCGGGAGGCAGCCAGCUCCCUGGGCGGCUCUUUCCCCACAAACUCCAUCUGCUGCUUCCGCUUCCAGUGCGCGAGGUGGGAGCAAGGGGAAUAGGAGCAGCUCCGGGACCUGCCUGCGCACCCUGCCGGAGGCCGUGCCGUGCACCAGGCCACUGACUGCCGAGCGCCACCUCCCCGCGUCAGGAAGGCUGCAGGCCCUCUGCCCCCCGUCCCGCCCUGGCAGUCACCUGCCAAAGGCUCGCGGGCCCCUGUGGGCCUGUCCCGCUCACGCAGGCAGCUGGGGGAAGCUGAUGUGUCCCACAGGCGCAAUGAAGCCCCCUGGCAGCCGCAGCCCUGGGGGGAGCCGGCAGCCUCACAAGGCCGGGCAAGUCCCUAAGAAUCGUCUCUUCUGGCCACUGCUCCGGCCCUUGCGUGGCGUGGUGGGCGGGUAGCUCAGCCACGCGCCGCCGUGCUCGGCCGGGUGGAGCUCCUCCUUGUCCCGCUGCCUCAGGCCGUCAUGCCUGGGCUGGCGCCGGGUGUCGCUGGCUCACAGCACUGGAGAGGCCCUCAAGUCCAGGCCCGGGUGUCCAACCUGCUCUUAAAUAGCCCCGGGGACAGAGAUUCCCCGGGCAGUUUAGUCCAGAGUGCGACCGGCAGGACGAUUUCCCUCAUGUCCAACCUAACCCCCCUGGCUGCAGUUUGAGCCCCUUGCUCCUUGUCCUGUCAGGCAGCAGAGGGGACGGAGAACAACGUUUCUCCCUCCAGGUCCUUGAAAGCUGCUGCCAUGUCCCCUCUCAGCCUGCUCUUGGCCUAACCAGCCCCGUUCCGCCAGCCCUUUGAAUCGGGAGGGUCCGUUAGGCUGAUGCUGGACCACUAGUCCCAGCUGGCCCCUUGAGCCAGAGGGGAGCAGUAGGAGUCCGGGGGGGUGGGCGAGCUGCUGCCAGCGCCACGGGAGAGAAGGAUGGACGCAUGGUGUCCCGUGGCGGGAGAGCAUGUGUUGCAUUCCAGCAGCUGACUGGCAGGAGUCAGAGGGACUGUGCCAGGGUGGGGCAGCGUCCCAGAACAGCCCACAGGGUCUCUUCUCUCUCUCGUGGCUCCCUCGCCAGCGGCAGGCCCGUGGCUGCUCUCACAGAACCGUCCGCUUCCCGGCUUCCUCCUGCCCAGCUCUGAGCCCUCUGACCCUCUCUGGGGAGGAAAGCAGGGUGUGGGCCAGACGCCUCCGGGCAGCAGGUCUGGCUUGUGACCCGCCGGAGCCGAGGGCGGCCAGAGGCCUUUGCAUAGUGCCCAGGGCCUGAAGUGCCUGUAGGGCGGGGAGGAGGGGGAGGUACUACACCGCAUGCCCGGGGUCUGUAGCAUUUCCCACCAGCUGGUAUUGCCUUUGCAUGCCCCAGGCAGUGCUACAGACUAACGGGUUGCACUGGGGGGCCCAGCAUUUGCACUGACCCCCUGACAAUUGUAUCGUCUGAGAGCUAGAGCGCAGGCUUGGAGAGAUGGAAACUGUUUUUAACGAACCACGUAUCACACACCCCUCUGUCUGAGCCGGUGGCAAUGUUACCAGGUGAGGGGCAAAGGCACCACGUUGUGUUGUCAUGAUAAAUGACAACAUUUGCCAGUGUUGUAAUGUUCCUUUGCUACACAACCCUGAGUCAGGGCUGUGGAGACGAGCAGGUGGGGAUGGUUACUAAGGUACAAGGCCCCCGUUCCUUGCCCAGCAUUAAUUUCUACUCACCGCUGUGCUUUCCUGACAGGCCCGGGAAGCUGGGUCACCCUGCUGUGAAUACAUGGCAAUAUAGAUAUAUAUAUAAAUAUAUAUAUAUUUCUCUCAAACCAUGCCACAUCCAAAGGGUGCAAUAUGCUAGGAUCGGGGUGCCGACUCUUUACCGACAGACUCAUCCCAGGGAAAAGGGGGAGAGCACCCAGCAGCUGGGACAAGUUCUUCAUCGCAAACGAAGUUUCGAAAAACAGGGUAACACGUUAACUGUCAUGGAAGUUUCUGUUCUAAUUUGUGACACAGUCACCAUUUUCAGUUUCUGUAGCAGAAGACGCUUGUCUUGGCUUUAGUUUCAGAUUGAUUCUCUACAGCUGGAAGGAGGCCUAUGCGGAAAGUGGUUAAUACGUGUCGAUUUCAUGUGCUGGAGAGAUACAACUAGGGGACAGUUUUGAAAAGCUGGAUUGAGUAUUUUCAUUAAAAAAAAGUGUUGUUAGCAAUAAUUGUGUCAGGCUGUUUCUUAGAAAAUAGCCAGUUGUUUGUUGUAUGUUUAUAAGCUGAUCAAUGAUCAUAGAGGUGUAAUUAACAAGCUGUCGCUAGCUGGCUGAGGCUUACGACUGAGAUGUCCUUGUGUUUUAAAACUGACUGACUAAAAAAAAAAAAAAAAUCAGCUUUUAACCUGCUGAAAGGCCUUGGAUUUGAGGGGAGACGGGAUUAGUCUGGUCCAAUCUAUUCAUGUAAAUCUGAAAGUGAGCCACGUUCUCAGUAGUUAGAAACAUGAGGUUUUGGGUCUCUUUUGUGCGCUUCAUUCUGUGUGAAAACUCUCACCGCUGGUGUUAUUCAGGACAGCAGUGAAAUGUGAGAACCAUGCCACGUGGAAGGGGUUUGCCCAUGAGCUUUGUAAUAGCGUCGUACAACCUUCAUUCCGUAAAUCGGUUAGAAAUUUUGUAGCGAGAAUUUCUCGGCUCUAAGACAGACAAUUCGUACUGAGAUUUUUCGUUUGGGGGCCAGUGUUUCCUAAGGGGGGUAGGCAGACAGACGUUGUGCUUUAGCCCAAUUUAUGGAUUCUGUGUUUACAUUGUUGUGCUUUACCCAGUUUAUGGAAUCUGUGUUUACUACUAUUAUACAGUAGUACUGAUGAGAAAGUACAUUUGUAUCUGUACCUUUGCACAGCCUCUUGGUUAACCAUUAAAUAAGCUUCAAGAUGAGCAGUAUUUGACUGUUUUUCUCUGUAUUAUUCUUGUUGUUAUACUUACCAGUAAAAGCACAUUCUAUAUGUACUGUAAACAAAACUAUUACCAGUUUAGUAAACUUUAGAGUCUUAAGGAUUUUUCCACUUUUGUCAGUAACAAAUAUUUAUGGAUUCCAAA
Pelodiscus sinensis (Chinese soft-shelled turtle) is the source of this 6631-nucleotide messenger RNA. The record is from RefSeq and is a predicted model, not a curated record. Lineage: Eukaryota; Metazoa; Chordata; Testudines; Trionychidae.